AUGGCCACCAACAUGCGUGGACUAACGCAAUUCAUUGCGGAUAUACGAGGAGCUCGAGUGCGUGAACUGGAAGAGAAGAGAAUCAACAAGGAAAUGGCAAAUAUAAGGAAGAAAUUCAAAGAUGGCAAUCUCGAUGGGUACCAGAAGAAGAAAUAUGUCGCCAAGGUCAUCUUCACCUACAUACUCGGCUACAAGGUCGACGUCGGACAUAUGGAAGCUGUCAACCUGAUAUCUAGCCCCAAGUACAGCGAGAAGCAGAUUGGCUAUCUCGCGGUAACACUGCUAAUGCACGAGAACUCGGACUUCCUUCGUCUCGUCGUCAACUCAAUCCGCAAGGACCUCAAUGACAACAACGAGAUCCACAACUGUCUAGCCCUCCACGCCAUCGCUAAUGUCGGUGGAACGGAGAUGGCGGAGGCACUAGCGGAAGACGUCCAUCGCCUGCUUAUUUCUCCAACAUCACCAAACUUUGUGAGAAAGAAAGCUGCAUUGACAUUGCUGAGGCUAUACCGAAAACACCCAGACGUCAUACCCGCUGCUGAAUGGGCCCUGCGUAUAAUAUCGCUCAUGGACGAUCUGGAUCUUGGUGUAGUCAUCUGUGUGACGAGUCUUGUCAUGGCUAUGGCACAAGAUCAUCUUGAUGCCUACGCCGUGUCGUAUCAGAAAGCGGUGGAUAGGCUACGUCGACUUAUUAUCGAGCAUGAAUACGCCUCUACGUACUCAUACUAUAAGGUUCCGUCGCCUUGGCUACAAGUCAAGCUACUGAGGUUGCUACAGUACUAUCCCCCAACAGAGGACCCGACCUUGCGCGGCAUCAUGCACGAGGUUCUGCAGACCAUCAUGAACAACUGUGCCGAGCCCUCGAGGAACGUGCAACACAACAAUGCCCAGCACGCGGUCCUCUUUGAGGCCAUCAGUCUCGCCAUCCACCUCGACACUAACUCGCCUCUCGUGACCACUGCUGCUGUCUUGCUUGCGCGCUUCAUCAGCUCCAAGGAGACGAACGUGCGCUACCUCGGGCUUGACACAAUGGCGCACCUCGCCGCACGCACAGAGAACCUCGACGCGAUCAAGAAGCACCAGGGCACGAUCAUCCUCUCACUGCGCGACAAGGACAUCUCCGUGCGCCGGCGCGCGCUCGACUUGCUCUACAGCAUGUGCGACACAGACAACUCGGAGCUCAUCGUUGGCGAGCUCCUGCGCUACCUCAAGAUCGCGGACUAUGGCUUGCGCGAGGAGAUGGUGCUCAAGAUCGCGAUUUUGACGGAAAAGUACGCGGGCACGUACAAGUGGUACGUCGACACGAUCCUCGAGCUGCUCAGCGCGGCGGGGGACCAUGUCGGCGAAGAGGUUUGGUACCGUGUCGUGCAGAUCGUUACGAACACGGAGGACUUGCAGGCGUAUGCGGCCAAAGUCCUGUUUGAGUACCUCAAGUCGCCUGCAUCUCACGAGAGCCUCGUCAAAGUCGGUGGUUACAUUCUCGGAGAAUACGGGCAUAUGAUUGCAAACGACCCGGGCUACAGCCCGCUUGACCAGUUCUAUGUUCUGCAUUCGAAGUCUCAGUUUUGCAUGGCGCCCACCCGUGCGCUACUCCUGUCGACGUACAUCAAGUGGGUCAAUGUCUUUCCCGAGAUCAAACCGCAACUGCUCAAUGUAUUCGAGCGCUAUCGCCACGUCCUCGACGUCGACCUGCAACAACGCGCUUGCGAGUUCUACGCCCUCGCGUCCCGGGCGGACGACGACGAACUGCUGCAGAAUAUCUGCGAGGAGAUUCCGCCCUUCCCGCCGCGCGAGAGUGCCUUGAUCGGGCGCUUGAAGACAAAGCAUCCCGACAAGGACAAAGAUGUCGUUCUCGAGCGCGACGGAACGAGGAAAACGACCAGGAGGCCGACGUUCGCGGAACCAAACGGCAACGCCGCCGCCGCGGCAAAUGGCGGGAACGACAUCACGAGCUCGCUGCUUGGGCUCGAGAUCUCUUCGUCGCCCACAACGGCGCCGUCGUCCUCGUUCGCUGACCUUGCCUCGCUGCCGUCAUCGGCGCUCGCUGCGAAGGGCAUCCCGCGACUGACCGUGGGCCCGAACGUCGACCGGUGGUUCGACAAGCUGCUAUACAGCACCGAUGGUGUGCUGUACGAGGACGUGCAGAUCCAGAUCGGCAUCAAGUCGCGGUACCACGGUCACCUGGGCCAGGUCGCGGUGUACAUCGGCAACAAGGUCUCUGCGCCGCUCACGUCGUUCACCGCGACGCUGCACGUCGAGGAGCCGGACGCGCUCACGGCGACGUUUGCGAAGAUCGCGCCGAGCAUGAUCGCCGCGCGCACGCAGACGCAGCAGCUGGUGCAUGUCGAGUGCAAGAAGCCGUUCACGAAGCCGCCCAUCCUGAGCGUGUCGUUCCUCGCGGGCGCGCACCAGGCGCUCGCGGUGAGGCUUCCCAUCGUGCUGACCAAAUUUGUUGAGCAUGUCAAGCUGGGCCCUGCAGACUUCUUCGAGCGCUGGAAGCUCAUCGGCGGUCCUCCGCGGGAAGCGCAGAGUAUCUUCCCGAUCGAUCUGGACGAUACGGGGCACAUCGACCGCGAUCGACAGCGGCAGGUCGUGUCCGGUUUCUCGAUGAACAUCCUGGACGGCAUCGACCCUAACCCAGUCAAUAUCGUAGCCGCAGGCAUUCUUCACAUGUCGACUGACGGCAAGGUUGGAUGUCUCAUGAGGUUGGAGCCCAACCGAGAAGCAAAGCUCAGCCGGAUAACCGUACGAAGUACAUCCGAGGACGUCGCUGCGGAGGUGGAGAGGUUGAUACGAAGACCCCUCGGCGCGAACUCGCAAUCAUGACAUUUCUACUAGUGGUACACUUUGCCUACGAACGAUUCUCAGAGCUACAUAGCGCGUGUAUGAUAUGCUGGCAGCCAAUAAUUAUAUCGCAAUAAUAGUAAAAAAA
Postia placenta MAD-698-R-SB12 is the source of this 2932-nucleotide messenger RNA. RefSeq lists its product as hypothetical. The transcript is spliced from 11 exons. Gene Ontology annotation, molecular function: clathrin-cargo adaptor activity. The record is from RefSeq and is a predicted model, not a curated record. Bases 1 to 2826 code for a protein of 941 amino acids. Lineage: Eukaryota; Fungi; Basidiomycota; Agaricomycetes; Polyporales; Adustoporiaceae. Gene Ontology annotation, biological process: intracellular protein transport; clathrin-dependent endocytosis. Gene Ontology annotation, cellular component: AP-2 adaptor complex; membrane coat.